GUCUUCGUCCGGUUAAAGAGCAAGGCAAUUGACAAAACGAGGAGGGAGAGUGUAGAGAGAGAGAGAGAGAGAGAGAGAGAGAAUUACUAAAGACCAUUGACCGUGAUUGACUUGCUUCCACUGUUUCUGCCUUCUCCAAGAGGUUGCUACCUCUCUUUUCCUCGUUAAAAAGCUCAGAUUUUUAGUGAUCAAUCCGCACUUCACUGUCUUCGUCUCGACAACACCCUGAAAAAAGUCCCUUCUUGAGGCCUCCAUUUUGUCUGAUCAAAGGGCAAAAAAGUUGUAGCUGGAGCUGCCGUACUUGGUAAAAUGCUCGCUUACCAUUCUUGGCGUGUGAUCAGAAUCUCUUGUAGGGUCAAAAGUUUGGUCGCCAAUGGGAACUAUCGGAGAUUAUAACCAAUGUUCAAGUGAUUAUGAACCAGAUGAAGAAGGACCGGUGCUUAUUUCGGCUCCAUUUCCUUUUAUAGAUGAGAAGCCUCGGCAUGUUCUCAUAGGAGAAACUUCCAAAUGUUUGAUUACUAUACAGAAUACCAGCAGUGACCAGGUGGAACUUUGGGGGAUCAGGAUUUUCUCAUCAAAUCCUCCGAACUCGUUUGCGUUGUCUCUGAUGGAACCGCCAUCUCUCAAUUCAGACGAAAGAUAUGUUCGAUCAUUUCGUCAAGGUUCUGAAUUGGAGGAUAGAGUAUUGCAUCCACAUCAGACUCUAAAAAUUUGGUUAUCCUGCAAGCCGAACGAUAUGGGCUUGCAGCAAGCCAUCGUCCAUUUUGAUGUGGAGGAUGCUAGGAUUGAACGCGUAGUCUUCUUAUUGGCUGAGGAUAAGAUCUCUCAGUCUCUGGCUCCAAACAGGUCAUACAUAAGAGUUCCAAGAAGAAAACAAUUUACCAUGGAAAACUGUGAGUUUGCGGUUCCGUACCGUUAUGGGAGGGAAAAAACCCAAAGAUCUAGGUCUCGUGUACUUCAGGAGUACCCCAUCCCGAAGAAUUUCAGGGAGUUGUUUAUGAAUAACCAGGUCCCUGAUGUUCUUGAUGAAGGAUUGACUACUGAGAACUACUCAGCUUACUUCAAUGCAUUAGUUAUCAUCGAAGAGCUAAACUUGGAGAAAGAAAUGAGGCGCCAUAACAUGGAGUGUGUCCAAAUGACGAGGAAGGGUGCUCGUCUUCUAACUUUGGUGGUUCCUGGGCUUGCUGAGAAGAGGCCUUCACUUUUACAAGGCGAUAUUGUCCGGGUGAAGCUUGCUUAUGAAGUCACGGCUCAUACUAUUCCUUACGAGGGCUGCAUUCAACGUGUGGAAGCUGAUGAAGUGCUUUUAAGAUUUGCGGAUGAAUUUCAUGAGCGUCAUUAUAACAAAAACUUUUACAGUGUUCAAUUUGCUUGUAAUCGGGUAAACAUGAGGCGGUUGUAUCAGGCCAUUGAAGCUGCGGAGCGGUUAGGAAAUGAAAUUCUGUUUCCAACAGUUUCAAAUGGCAGAACGUUGAUCGAAACAUCACCCUUUGUGCCUUUUACAUCUAAUUUGAACGAGGAGCAAAUGCGUUGCAUUCAGAUGAUUCUUGGUUGCAAAGGUGCUCCUCCCUAUGUGAUUUUCGGGCCUCCAGGAACCGGUAAAACAAUGACAUUGGUCGAAGCGAUUUUACAGGUAUACAAAACGCGGAGUAGGUCAAGGGUUCUUAUUUGUGCUGCUUCCAACAGUGCUGCAGAUCAUAUACUUGAAAAACUAAUCACAAAUGAGGUUGCCCAAGUCAAAGAGAGUGAGAUUUUCAGGCUCAAUGCUACCAGUCGUCCUUACCACGAUCUUCAGGCAGAACACAUCCGCUACUGCUAUUUUGUGGAGUCUGUCUUCAGAUGUCCUCCUCUUGAGGCUUUGAUGCGCUAUAGGGUCAUCAUAUCUACAUAUACGAGCUCAUCCCUCCUUCGUGCAGAAGGCAUAGAAAGGGGUCACUUUUCCCAUAUUUUUCUGGAUGAGGCCGGGCAAGCUUCGGAGCCUGAAUGCAUGGUUCCUGUCGCCAACCUUUGUGGGAAGGAGACGGUGGUUGUACUAGCCGGAGACCCAAAGCAACUUGGCCCCGUUAUACAGUCCAAAGAUGCAGAGGCUCGUGGAUUGGGAAAAUCUUUCCUAGAGAGGCUCUUUGAACACGAAAACUAUCUGAAUGAGGACAUCGGGUUUGUGACAAAACUGGUGAGAAACUAUCGGUGCCACCCUGCCAUUUUAGAUCUUCCUUCAAAUCUCUUCUAUGAAGGGAAAUUGUUAGCAUGUAAGGAAAACUCCUGUUCUGCAAUCCCAUCUUCCGAUCUGCUUCCAAACAAGGAGUUCCCCAUUCUAUUUAUUGGCAUUCAAGGCUGUGAUGAGAGAGAGGGUAAUAACCCAUCAUGGUUCAAUCGAAUUGAAGCAAGUAAAGUCGUUGAUUUCAUCCAGAAGUUGAGAGACAGUUCGAGUAUGAGCGAAGCCGACAUUGGGGUAAUAACACCGUAUCAGCAGCAAGUGGUGAAAAUCAGAAAGGUACUCGAAACGUACGAUAUGUUGGGCGUCAAGGUGGGAAGUGUUGAACAGUUUCAGGGACAAGAGAGAGAGGUCAUCAUUGUCUCCACUGUCCGAUCGACAUUGAAGCAUACCGAGUUUGACAGAGCUCAUUGUCUCGGAUUCUUAAGCAACCCGAGGAGAUUCAACGUUGCAGUAACCCGUGCUCGGUCUCUGCUUGUCAUCAUCGGGAACCCUCACAUUGUUAGCAAGGACCCUUACUGGGAAAAGCUUUUGCAGUAUUGCGUCGACAAUAAUUCCUACCAAGGCUGUCCUCUCCCCGAAGGACCGGAUGACGAGGAGGAGGAGUCUUUCAUCGGGGGAGAAACCUAACAACUCUCAUACUUCAGGGACCUGUAGAGAUCUCUUGGGGAUAAUUCCUGAAGACUAAUCAUGUCAACUGAUGAAGCUGAACUUUCGAGAUGUCUGGAGCUGGUUUUUCUGCAUUUUCGCUUUGUACCGUGUUAAUAACGUCUGUCCAUAUGCUUCUGACCGGUUAAACAAGAAGUUCAUCUUUUGUGUUGUUGCUGCCGGUUUGGCCCCAGACCAUGGAUGAUGGAAGCAUGGUCUAGUUUCCGCACUUAGCGGUUGGAAGGUUGUGUCUGUUCUCUGGUGCUGUUGUUUUUCCUGAUCUGACUCUUAGGAUACAGUUAAGGUUAGCAAACUUUCAUGUGAAAA
This is a messenger RNA of Eucalyptus grandis, 3190 nucleotides long. RefSeq names its product probable RNA helicase SDE3. Gene Ontology annotation, molecular function: 5'-3' RNA helicase activity; RNA binding. Lineage: Eukaryota; Viridiplantae; Streptophyta; Magnoliopsida; Myrtales; Myrtaceae. The transcript has 5 exons. Bases 374 to 2845 code for a protein of 823 amino acids. The record is from RefSeq and is a predicted model, not a curated record.